UGUGUAAGGAUGACUUCCAAGCUGGCUAUUGCUCUCUUGGCAGCCUUCCUGCUUUCUGCAGCUCUGUGUAAAGCUGCCGUUCUGUCAAGAAUGAGUUCAGAACUUCGAUGCCAAUGCAUAAAUACACACUCCACACCUUUCCACCCCAAAUUUAUCAAAGAAUUGCGAGUGAUUGAGAGUGGACCACACUGUGAAAAUUCAGAAAUCAUUGUUAAACUUGUCAAUGGAAGAGAAGUCUGUUUAAACCCCAAGGAAAAGUGGGUACAGAAGGUUGUGCAGAUAUUUUUGAAGAGAGCUGAGAAGAAAGAUCCAUGAAAACAACAACAACCAAAAAUCCAUUUGUCCUUGGCUUCCAAG
Mesoplodon densirostris (Blainville's beaked whale) is the source of this 357-nucleotide messenger RNA. RefSeq names its product C-X-C motif chemokine ligand 8 (gene CXCL8). The coding region runs from base 10 to 315 and encodes 101 amino acids. Gene Ontology annotation, cellular component: extracellular region. The transcript has 4 exons. Gene Ontology annotation, molecular function: chemokine activity; CXCR chemokine receptor binding. NCBI's taxonomy places the organism in Eukaryota, Metazoa, Chordata, Mammalia, Artiodactyla, Ziphiidae. The record is from RefSeq and is a predicted model, not a curated record. Gene Ontology annotation, biological process: inflammatory response; antimicrobial humoral immune response mediated by antimicrobial peptide; chemokine-mediated signaling pathway.